ACAUUUAUCAAAAAGAAAUCCACGAUUCAAUGUCUCUUCAAACUUUCUUCAAAUUUCUCAAGAAAACAUCAGUUGAAGAAAGGGGAAGAAAACCUUCAGCACUUCCAAAGGGACUAUGUCGUCAAUUUUCACUAGCUGAGCUCAAAGCUGCCACCAACAACUUUGAUGAUGAUUUGAAAAUCCGUGAAGGUGGUUUUUGCCCACUGUACAAGGGCUUCAUUGAUGGAGGCUCCUUGGUUGUUGCCGUCAAACGCUUGAGUGCCCUAUCGUCAGGAUCAGCAGUCGAAGAGAUCCGAAUUGGAAGUGAGGAACAAGGAGUUGAAGAGUUCCGAAAUGAGGUACAGGUACUCUGCCAGCUGCGCCACCAGAAUCUUGUCUCUCUCCUCGGGUUUUGUCACGAGAAGGAUGAGAGGAUCCUUGUGUAUGAACAUAUGACCCCUGGAGGAUUGGAUGAUCAUCUUUUCAAGAAUGAUGUUCCCCUCCCAUGGAAGCGGAGACUAGAGAUAUGCAUUGGGGUAGCGCGUGGAUUACACUACCUUCACACAGGUGCAAAGCAUGCAAUAAUUCACCGGGGUGUCAAGCCUUCUAAUAUUCUUUUGGACGAAAAUUGGGAUGCAAAGCUUUCAGAUUUUGGGUUUUCCAGGAUUGGUCCCUCUAGCAUCUCAAAGCCUAAGCCCAAAGCUUUGACAAAAACAGAGUCAAGAGUUUAUGGUACAUGUGGGUAUAUGGCUCCAGAGUAUACGAUAAAAGGAGUGUAUUUGAUUUCAGCGAUCAUUGAAUGCAUAAAAAACGGCUGUGUUCAUGAGAUGAUCGAUUCAUUUCUGAAAGGGAAGAUAGCACCGGUGUGUCUGAUAGAAUUUGUGGAGAUCGCUCUCGGUUGUAUUCAUCCAAAUCCAAAUGAACGGCCUUCAAUGGGAGAAGUUGAGGUAACCUUAGAACUUGCAUUGAAACUGCAGGAGAAAGCCGACUUGGUUAUCAAGGCUGACAAUCCACAUGCUGGUUAUUCCUACGACGAUGUAUCAUUUCGUGUUUCUGCUGAAGAAAUUCAGAACUGGCGAUCCUACAGUUACUGUUUUGGUGGAGAUUCGGAUGCAGGAUUGAUCUCGGAUGUAGAAACGGCCUCCGAAGGCUACAGUUACUGUUUUGGUGGAGAUUGGGAUGCAGGAUCGGUCUCGGAUGUAGAAAUGGUCUCAGUUCCGGAAUCAUAAAUUGAUAGAGAUGAGUUUGGGAAGGAGAGUCUCUCUGUAAAAUCAAUAUCAAUUCUUAUU
Molecule: messenger RNA, 1268 nt
Organism: Rubroshorea leprosula
Lineage: Eukaryota; Viridiplantae; Streptophyta; Magnoliopsida; Malvales; Dipterocarpaceae
Source: the annotation of a GenBank genome assembly